CGUUUUAAAAAAUAGGUCAACGACUGUUUAGUCGAUACCCGACCGACCAGGACAAUAACAAUAACAAAAGUCGUGGAAGAAGAGAGAAAGUGCAAUCGCCUACAGCUGUGCUGUAUGUCAGUGGACAGAAAGCAAGUUGUAAACAGCAGAUUGAGCCCUGAGUCAGAAGACCAGCCUGUUGGGCAAAGCAUACGAAUCAGACGCUGUAUGGACCGCAGGCUGACACACUCUAGGUGAUCAGUCAUCAUUAUGCCGAGGCUCAGUCGACCGUGUCAGACUUGAUUUUCAACUUCAACCUGCUGGGGUCACAAUGUAAGACUAGACGUCUAUACUGCACUGUGCACUGUUUGGGGAAUCAGCUUUUUCUGUCUUAUGAGAGAUCACCUAAAAGUAACAGUAACUUUUAACAACCCGGGGGGGCCACCAAGUCUGUUCAUGCAUCGCGUGCUGUUCCUAGGUGAGAGACAGAAGUGUUGUGACCCCACGAGCCCUCUGUGAUUCUUGAUGUUGCACACCAGACCCUCAUGUACAGUUGUGAUGAUGAACUGGUCUGUGCAUACUUUAUGAAAGAAAAUGAGUGUUGAAGAGUUUUCUUCUGCUACCAGACUUCAACCUGCAAUGUGGUGAACAGUAUUUCUUGCUGAUUUAAAGCAUAGCUAGUUUUUUAACCUGGCUAACUGAUCCUGAACAUGGAAAUUCCAGGAAAAGUUGGAUGGCCCAUUGUUGGGGACAAGUCUAUCGAAUUUUAUAGAGAUCCUCUGAAGUUUCUAGAGAAGAAUAUGGCUGCUACAAAGAGCAAAAUCUUUGCAGCCCGAUUCCUCAACAAGCCGACUUUGUUUGUAUGUUCCAGCGAGGGUGUGCAAGAGGUUUUAAAUGAUUCUGAACAAGCUUUGGAAAUGGGCUAUGAACAGUUUAUGGGACAGAUGUUUGGACAUAACAUUUUGUUCUCAACAAAUGAGAUGGCUGUUGGUUUUCGGCAUUCACUGAGCCAGCUGAUGACCUCUCAGUGUUUAAGUGAAUAUGAGGAGACACUUCAAAGGAUCUUAGUAAAAAAGAUGUCCACUCUCAAUGCUGGGAGUCCAUUUUGCCUUUACCAGUUUUUCAAGGAUCUUUUUACUGAAGUGUGUCUCACCCUUUUUCUUGGUGUGGAGUUCUCAGAGAACGAAGAAACUGCUGAACUGUGGAAGGGAUUAACUUCAGAUCACUGGCAUGGUAUUGUGUCGGUACCUGUGGAUUUGAAGCUUCCAGGGACUGGGACACAGUCCACAUUCAGCAAAGCAUUGAAGGCAAAGGCCAAGCUGUUGGAGUUGAUCAGCUCUCAGAAAAACAAAGUCACCUGUGGAUUCCCUCAUCACAUGAAAAGUAUUGAAGAGUUUGAUGAGACAGCCGUGAACCAACACUUGCUGCUCUUCACCUCUGCAUUGGUACCAAAAGUCUUAUCCUCCAUUUGUACAUCUGUCUGCAUCGAGAUGGGGAAUCCUGACAGAUUUCAGUGGCAGGAAAAAGCGAAAAAAGAACCAAAAUUCCUUGACAAUCUUAUUCUGGAAACGCAACGAUUACAUCCACCCUUACUUGGGGGGAGACGAAUGGUGAAAAAGAAGUGUGUGAUAGCUGGAUAUGCUGUUCCUAAAGGCCAUGCAGUUGUGUACAUGACUCAACCGGCUCACAGAGACUCGGCUGUGUUUGACCAUCCAGAUCAAUUUUUGCCAGAACGCUGGGAUGAAAGACCUGAACUGAUAGACAAGCUUUUUGUGUAUGGCUUGGGCCCCAGAGGCUGCAUAGGUUAUGACCUGAGUCGGCUGAUAAUACAGAAAUCUCUUACUGAGCUGCUGUCCAGGUUCACGUGGCAGAUUUGUGAAGACCAGGUCUUCACUCACAAGCACAUUCCGGUGUCAAGACCCAAGUGUAAUCUUUUGGUUACUGUAACUCCUGUUUAAAGUAUGUCUUGUUUUUGUUGCCCCAAUAUAAUGUGUCAUGACUUCAUGUGGAAAUUAUGAGUUGUGAUUGUGAAAGGGUCUAUAUAAUUUCCUCACUGAAAUGAAAAAGGUGGUAUGUGACUACAAAAGGAUAUUAUAUCCCCUGACCAAAAGUCCUGAAGGUGAUGUUUGACUUGAAUAGGAAUUAUAUUGAAAUCUAAAUGGCUUGAUCUGAUUGUAGAAGGAUUUUUAGUAGGUCUAUGUAUCCUAACUAGAAAUCAAAAGGUUGACGUAUGAAUAAAAAGGAUUUAUAUUAUACACCCUGGCUGAACUAAAAACGCCUAUCUGUUCGUGUAAGUGAAAUGAGGUUUGUAUUUGACAAAGUAGGAAGAAAUACUUGUAAUUGAAAUAAGAGCCAUGAUAGGACUCGGAGUAGUAACAUUGGUAACAAAGGUGCUGCAUGAUAACCUCAUCAUGUACUGAAUAUUUGUUGCAAUACAGUGAUGUCAUAUUUAUGUUUUUGGGUUUAUAAAUGUGAUAGCAACUAGGUUGUAUUCGCUGAGUGCAAGUUGUGGAAAAAGUUUGGUGUGCUUGAGUUAUGUGUAUACAGCUGCUAUUUACCUGCUAUUUUUUACAAAUAUUUUUUCGUUUAUUCUGUAAUUACAGUAAUUCUAUAGAGAAUAUACUUCUGAAGGAAAUGAAGGUGUGAACUCUUCCGUAAUGUGCCUUUUUAUUUGUAACUCAUGUUUUUCUCAACUUUUCAUGGGAAAUGUUUCCACCAGAAAUGUUAAUAUUCGAAGUUUUAUUAUUUUGUAUGAUAAAUAUUACAAAAGAUCUGACCAGUUACAAUGUAUGAUUUUUUUAAACAAAUUUUUUUCAUUGUUUAUUCAUUACUCUAAGGCCCAAGCCCCAAUGUGUGUAUGUCUGUCAGGUGACAUUGUGCUCAUCUGCUGUGCUUGUUAUGUUACAUCAGGCUCAAUGUUUUCAUUUCUUUUGCUCUGGGAUAACAUUUGUUGAUCUCAAAAUAAUCACUUGUGAUAUAUAUCUAGGAAUAAAAAUUCACGUCGAAGGUCUGAAUUAAAAAAAAAAAUUUGCUUCCUUGUUCGUCAAUUCGAGAUGCCAAACUGAAUAUGCUGUGGUCUGUCAGAAUGUCUCCUCCAAGCUGCUGUAAAGUUUUUCUCUUUGUGGCUGUGGAGGAGGAGGGAUUUUUAUACAAUUUCCUUAGUUAAUUAUGACCUAGCCUUUUUGAAAAAAAAAUUAAGUAAGAAAGGAAGGAGGAAGUAAUUCUAAGGGGGGGGGGGGGG
Molecule: messenger RNA, 3220 nt
Organism: Aplysia californica (California sea hare)
Lineage: Eukaryota; Metazoa; Mollusca; Gastropoda; Aplysiida; Aplysiidae
Product: beta-amyrin 28-monooxygenase
Exons: 14
Coding region: 690-1937 (415 amino acids)
Biological process (GO): sterol metabolic process
Molecular function (GO): heme binding; monooxygenase activity; iron ion binding
Source: RefSeq, a predicted model, not a curated record